This is a messenger RNA of Gracilinanus agilis (Agile Gracile Mouse Opossum), 2571 nucleotides long. RefSeq names its product zinc finger protein 383-like. Bases 1 to 2571 code for a protein of 856 amino acids. Lineage: Eukaryota; Metazoa; Chordata; Mammalia; Didelphimorphia; Didelphidae. The transcript has 10 exons. The record is from RefSeq and is a predicted model, not a curated record. Gene Ontology annotation, biological process: regulation of DNA-templated transcription.
AUGUCUACAUCCCGCACCACGGUUAGAGGUGGGGCUCCUUAUCAGGUGCACAUGCGCAGCUGGCCCGAGAACUACAUUUCCCAGGAGGCUUUGCCAGCCCAGGAGCGAGUCGGGGGCGGAGUCGUUAAACGUCACAUCCGCUCGUUGCGUUCGUUCUCGGGAGUCCUCCGCUGGCUGGAGGUUACCUCGGCCGUGCUCUGCCCUGAGCCGCCGCUGGAGCCCAAGCCCCGCAUUCCGUGCGCUCCGCCUUCCCCUGAGCCUGCCCUGGCCCCCGAGGAGAAGAUGGCCCCUGGGCCCCUGGCAGCUGGGCCCCAGGAAGCUGUGACCUUUAAGGAUGUGGCUGUGAGCUUCAACCAGGAAGAAUGGAUGUAUCUAAACUCUUCUCAGAAAGAGUUUUAUAGGGAUGUAAUGCUGGAAAACUAUAGGAACCUAGUCUUUCUGGGACUUGCAUUUUCCAAACCAUAUGUCAUCUACCAACUAGAGCGAAGAGAAGCGCCAUGGAUGCCAGAGGGAGACAUCCCAAGAAUUAGGCAUGCAGAUUUGGAAACUCAGGAAGAAUCUAAGGAGCCCACUCCAAAACUGAGCAUUUCAGUGGAACAGUCAUCACAGGAAAUACUCCAAAGGGAUAGUCUCCUCUUUUCCCCACUGAGAGAACCCAAGAAAUCUGGUGCUAUGCAACAGAGUCAUCUGACCAAUGAAGAAGAGAAUUUCUGGCAAAAAAUUCAUACUGGUGAGAAACCCUAUAAAUGUAAUGAAUGUGGGAAGGCCUUCUGCAGGCGCUCAAACCUUACUGAGCAUCAGAGAAUUCAUACUGGUGAGAAACCUUAUAAAUGUAAUGAAUGUGGGAAGGCCUUUCAACUAAAAGGACAUCUUAAUGAACAUCAGAAAAUCCAUAGUGGUGAGAAACCCUAUAAAUGUAAUGAAUGUGGGAAGGCCUUCUGCCAUCGCACAUACCUUACUAAACAUCAGAAAAUUCAUAGUGGUGAGAAACCUUAUCAAUGUAAUGAAUGUGGCAAGGCCUUCUGCAAGCGCUCUAACCUUACUGAACAUCAGAGAAUUCAUACCGGAGACAAACCUUAUGAAUGUAUUGAAUGUCAGAAAGCCUUUAGCCAGAAACUAAAACUUUUUCAACAUCAGAGAAUUCAUACUGGUGAGAAACCUUAUGAAUGUAAUGAGUGUGGGAGGGCCUUCUGUCUGAGUACAACCCUUACUGAACACAAGAGAAUUCAUACUGGUGAGAAACCUCAUGAAUGUAUUGAAUGUGGGAAGGCCUUCCGACUAAAAGCACAGCUUAAUCAACAUCGAAGAAUUCAUACUGGGGAAAAACCGUAUAAAUGUAAUGAAUGUGGGAAGGCUUUCUGUAAGCAAUCAAACCUUACUGAUCAUCAGAAAAUUCAUACUGGAGAGAAGCCUCAUGAAUGUAUUGAGUGUGGGAAGGCCUUUAGCCAGAAAAUAAAACUCACUCAACAUCAGACAAUUCAUACUGGUGAGAAACCUUACGAAUGUAACGAAUGUGGGAAAGCCUUCCGUCUGAGCACAGGACUUGCUGAACACCAGAGAAUUCAUACUGGAGAGAAACAUUAUGAAUGUAAUGAAUGUGGGAAGACCUUCCGUCUAAAAGCACAACUUAGUCAGCACUGGAGAAUUCAUACUGGAGAGAAACCUUAUGAAUGUGAUGAAUGCGGAAAGGCCUUUGGACAUAGGUCAGGACUUACUCAACAUCAGAAAAUUCAUACCGGAGAAAAACCUUAUGAAUGUGAUGAAUCGCCCUUCCAGUGGCAGCUCGGGGAGACACACUACGGCCUUUCCCGAUCGGGACCCGCGUGGGAAUCCUACGCUGGCAGACGGUCGCUUCUUCUCCGUUCUGCCCUGAGCCGCUUCCAGAGCCCGAGCCCCGCGGCCCAAGCUGCGGUAAGCGGGAAACCCAAAGACGGGCCUGGGCGAGCGAGGAACGCCCAGCCCCCGAAGCCUUGUUCGGAAGGUUCGCGGGUGGGAGGAGAACCCUGGGCACCUUCUCUGGCGCCAGCCCCUCCCCCUUCGCGAGUCGAGGCGCCCAUUGGACGUGGGGGGCGUGGCUUGGAGCCAACGGGCGGGCGCAGCCUCCCGGCCCCGCCCCCGGAGGCGGGCCCUGCCUUGGGCGGGGUCGGGCGGGCACGAAGUGGAGGUGUGGUGCUCCCUGGAGGCUCCGCGGUCUCUCCGGGCCCUCCUACGCUCCGCUCCGCUCCGGCUGCCUCUGGGCCGCAGCUCUUUCCUCCCUUGGCCGACACGGGCUGUGUGAUCCCGGGCGAGUCCUCCGGCCCUCCUGGAUCAGGCCGAGCCCCGCGUUUCUCCGCUGCCCUUGUGGGCGGGGACCGGAGGCGGGAGCCUGGCCCGAGGGGGGAGGAGGGGCGCAGAGCUGAGCUCGGACCCAGGGUCCAGGCCCUCCCCAGCCGAAGGGCUCUCCCUUGUGCUGGGCUGGCCCGGGAGGCGCCCCCGCGGGAGGGGCAGGCAGUGGCGGCGGCACCGCGGGGAAGGAGGAGCCUUGAGCGAGAUGUUGGGGGCACCUUGGCAGCCGGGGCAGCCCCAGGCUGA